This is a messenger RNA of Moneuplotes crassus, 805 nucleotides long. NCBI's taxonomy places the organism in Eukaryota, Ciliophora, Spirotrichea, Euplotida, Euplotidae. The record is from the annotation of a GenBank genome assembly.
AUAUGGAAGAAACUGAUCAUGAAAGACCUCACUUGGAGGUGAAGAAGGUUGAAGAAGAAGAAACCAUACAAAAGGAGCUAGAGAUGUUUGAUAGAGGGAUUAUUCAAGAUUUACAUUUCAACAAAGAAGAUGGCAAUGAAGUUUAUGAUGCAAGAGGAGAUGAUUUUAUGAUUAAUGGAAGAUAUAAUAAUCAAAAAGAAAAGUUGAGAAAGCUCACUAAGUUGAAGUAUUCUUGUAAGAGAAUGAAUACUUUCUAUGUAUACAAUGGCAAAAAUAAAGAUAAGAGCAUUGACGAAGCCAUGUACUCUUUAAGAUGAAGAAAAUUAAUUAAUUUGAGAUUUAAUUGUGGAAAAAUAGUGAAAACUCAGUUCGGAUUCUAUUCAAAAAGUCUUUGAAAAUUGAAUCCAAUUGUCACAAAUCUCAUCAGUUUAUGAGAUUUUCUCAUCUCUCAUCAUCAAUUUUGAAGGAUACUAAUGUCAUCAAUUUGAUCUAGAUUUUUGAGAUUCACUGAAUGAGAAAUAAGAUGAAAGAAUAAUAAACUCGUUGAUAAAUGAUUCGAUGAUAGAAGAAAUCCAAAAAUUGAGCUGCUAAAUUUCCUGAGAUGAAGAGUAAUAAAUACUGACGAUGGCAGCCAUGACCAAGAUAACUUCAUCAAAACCCUAGCUGAAUCUCCUCUCCAAAAUUCCCUCACCAGUAUAGAUUAUCAAUACCCUAACAUCAAUUGGAAAGACAAUCUAGUAGCAAUCAUCCACACUUACUUCAUCAAAACCGUUAAAAUCCAUUUCCACUAAAACACCAAUCAUAA